AUGUGGCUUCAUUGCGGCAUAUUGAUCCACAUAUUUGGAUUUUUUCUCGCAAAAUCGUCCAACUCGUUCGACGAUGCUGCGGGAUAUUCCUCGUUCCUGGAAAGAAAAUUAACGUUAAAAUUAAAAACAGCGACGCGGUUAAAACAUAAUCUCGGAAAGGUUCUUCACGAAUUGCCGAAACAAAGUUAUGAGCUGCACCACUCUGUAAAGAUUAUCGAAGAUUACUUGAAGAACGAGGGUUCGCUGAUUGAAUGUCUCGAUGUCUUACCUUCCGUAAUGUACGCAUCUAUCGAAGAGCAAAUAGACGUUAUCCUCGAAUCCAUGGAAAAUCAUUUGCCCAAGUAUGUCUUGCCAGCGAUAUCCUUCAUCAGACGAUCCUUGUCAGAAGGGGUUUUAGACGCUGAUGAAAUCUACAGACCGACUUUUGGAUCACUGAAGGCCGAUCCAUUGGAAAAGAUCCCUUUGACAGAGCUGAAGAAAGCGGCCUCGUCUUUGACCUACCGCAAACAGAUCAAGGCUCUCGUGGGACCCUGGCCAAAAAUAAUCGGCGAGACAGCAUCAUUGAUCAAUGACAAUAUCAUCCCUCCGCGUCGCGAAUUGAUAGCUUAUGUGUUGGCGAAUCUGAGGAUAUCCGAUAUGACAGCAGAGAUGAGAGAAUCGAUCGCGUCUCUCGUUGAACACUUGCGAUCGCAUGGCGAGCGCAAAUUGACCGGCUUCAGUUUGUCAUCCGAUCCAUACACGUUGGUCGCCAACGCUAUCUCAAGUCUAUCUUUGCAGAACGAGACUCUGAUUGCCGUAAAUACAUUGUUGCCAUUUUUUAAAAAGCCCGCAGAAUGUCGGAAAUCUGCGGAAUUUGCCAGCUUCUUUCAGAAUAAUACAUUGAACUAUACUCUUCUGAUAUUAAGGGACAAGAUGAUAUCCAGAUCCAAAGCUGGUAUCAUGUUCUUAUCCAUGAUGAAAAAUAACUCUGAUGUACAAAACACUGUCGAGCGACUUUCGCCCUUCAACUAUGCGUCUUGGAAAGACUUGCUGUUAGCUUUCGUCAGCCAAUUCAGACGUCGGCAAGCUCAUCAAGAUAGAGUGUCGGACAUCGUGGACAGUGUCUACGGCGAACUGAUUCUGAGAAACGCUCGAAAGCAUUGGCAACUCCUAAGGAAUUCUAUUAUCGCUACACCAGUCCUCACUGCUAUAGCCAGAAGAGAGAAUUCCUCUAGGAUUCGAAGACUUCUUAUGGAAGUAGCUUCGGAUAGAAGCAUCAAAACGGAAGUCUGGCAGAAGGCUCUCGCUUUUGCAUCUUCAGAGGAUAUCGACGGACCAAUGGAUGCUGUUUUGAAAACGCUGAAGGCUUUAUUAGCUUCGGGACUUCUUGAUCAAACUGCCCUAAUGAUAAAUAUCGCCGAAUUAGUGACUACGUACGAUAAUAGAAUUAAUCAAGGGCAAACCGAGUGCGUCAAUCGAUUAGAAACUUACUUGACUAAUGUUACUCAAAUAGGAACUAAGAUAGAUAAAACGGUGGCGAUUGAAAAUGUUGAUAUCGAAGAUCUUCUUCAGGCUUUGCCUGAUUUGGAUGUUUACACAGACGAGUAUAGAAACUUGAUGAGUUUUUUGUCUCAAAAGGAUUUGGAAGCAAAAAUAGGGCGAGUAGACGUAAACGCACAUCCCACCAGGGGUAGGUUGCUAGCACAGUUACUGCAAAUGACAGAAUUUGCCGACGGUAUCGAUGAUAGCAUGCGUGAUUUAGCCAAGCAGUUCGUCAAUAAUGUGGCUUAUGAGGGCUACGGCGCUGGCGCUUUGCUAUAUCAGUCUAGUUAG
Cataglyphis hispanica is the source of this 1812-nucleotide messenger RNA. RefSeq lists its product as uncharacterized. Lineage: Eukaryota; Metazoa; Arthropoda; Insecta; Hymenoptera; Formicidae. The coding region runs from base 1 to 1812 and encodes 603 amino acids. The transcript is spliced from 2 exons. The record is from RefSeq and is a predicted model, not a curated record.